CCGGCCAAGUGAGGCGGUGAUGCGGGCGCUGGCGGCCUCGGCGGCGCCGAGAGCGGAGACACAGGCUCAAGAUGGCAGAUUCCGACUGAGGCUGGGGGGGCCGAGCUCGCGCGCCGCUUUCCCUUCUCCGUGGCCAUGAAUCGCGGACACCCCGGCCCCGAUGGCCCCCGUGUACGAAGGUAUGGCCUCACAUGUGCAAGUUUUCUCCCCUCACACCCUUCAAUCAAGUGCCUUCUGUAGUGUGAAGAAACUGAAAGUGGAGCCGAGUUCCACCUGGGACAUGACUGGGUACGGCUCCCACAGCAAAGUGUAUAACCAGAGCAAGAACAUCCCGCCUUCUCAGCCAGCCACCACGACCGUCAGCACCUCCUUGCCGAUCCCAAACCCAAGCCUACCUUACGAGCAGACCAUCAUCUUCCCAGGAAGCACCGGGCACAUAGUCGUAACAUCAGCAAGUAGCACUUCUGUCACGGGGCAAGUCCUCGGCGGACCACACAACCUAAUGCGUCGAAGCACUGUGAGCCUUCUUGACACCUACCAAAAAUGUGGACUCAAGCGCAAGAGUGAGGAGAUUGAGAACACAAGCAGCGUGCAGAUCAUCGAAGAGCAUCCACCCAUGAUUCAGAAUAAUGCCAGCGGGGCCACUGUAGCCACUGCCACCACGUCCACUGCCACCUCCAAAAACAGUGGCUCCAACAGUGAAGGAGAUUAUCAGCUGGUGCAGCAUGAAGUGCUGUGCUCCAUGACCAACACCUACGAGGUCUUAGAGUUCCUGGGCCGAGGGACGUUUGGGCAAGUGGUCAAAUGCUGGAAACGGGGCACCAAUGAAAUUGUGGCCAUCAAGAUUCUGAAGAACCACCCGUCCUAUGCCCGACAGGGUCAGAUCGAAGUGAGCAUCCUGGCCCGGCUGAGCACGGAGAGUGCCGAUGACUACAACUUUGUGCGGGCCUACGAGUGCUUCCAGCACAAGAACCACACGUGCUUGGUCUUUGAGAUGUUGGAGCAGAACCUCUAUGACUUUCUGAAGCAGAACAAGUUUAGCCCCUUGCCCCUCAAGUACAUUCGCCCGGUCCUCCAGCAGGUGGCCACAGCCCUGAUGAAACUCAAAAGCCUAGGUCUUAUCCAUGCUGACCUCAAGCCAGAGAACAUCAUGCUGGUGGAUCCAUCCCGGCAGCCAUACAGAGUCAAGGUCAUCGACUUCGGUUCAGCCAGUCACGUGUCCAAGGCUGUGUGUUCCACCUACCUGCAGUCCCGAUACUACAGGGCCCCUGAGAUCAUCCUUGGUUUACCGUUUUGCGAGGCAAUUGACAUGUGGUCCCUGGGCUGUGUCAUUGCAGAGCUGUUCCUGGGUUGGCCAUUGUAUCCAGGAGCUUCUGAGUAUGAUCAGAUUCGGUAUAUUUCACAAACACAGGGUUUGCCAGCUGAAUAUUUAUUAAGCGCAGGGACAAAGACAACUAGGUUUUUCAACCGUGACACAGACUCGCCGUAUCCUUUGUGGAGACUGAAGACACCAGAUGACCAUGAAGCAGAGACGGGGAUUAAGUCAAAAGAAGCAAGAAAGUACAUUUUCAACUGUUUAGAUGACAUGGCCCAGGUGAACAUGACCACAGAGUUGGAAGGGAGUGACAUGUUGGUGGAGAAGGCAGACCGGCGGGAGUUCAUUGACCUGUUGAAGAAGAUGCUGACCAUAGAUGCUGAUAAGAGAAUCACGCCAAUUGAAACCCUGAACCACCCCUUUGUCACCAUGACACACCUACUCGAUUUUCCCCAUAGCACACAUGUUAAAUCAUGUUUCCAAAACAUGGAGAUUUGCAAACGUCGGGUGAACAUGUAUGACACAGUGAACCAGAGCAAAACCCCUUUCAUCACGCAUGUGGCCCCCAGCACCUCUACCAACCUGACCAUGACCUUCAACAACCAGCUGACCACUGUCCACAACCAGGCUCCCACCUCCACCAGUGCCACUAUUUCCUUAGCCAAUCCCGAAGUCUCCAUACUAAACUACCAAUCUACACUCUACCAGCCCUCAGCGGCAUCCAUGGCUGCAGUGGCCCAGCGGAGCAUGCCCCUGCAGACGGGAACAGCCCAGAUUUGUGCCCGGCCUGACCCCUUCCAGCAAGCUCUCAUCGUGUGUCCUCCUGGCUUCCAAGGCUUGCAGGCUUCCCCCUCGAAGCACGCUGGCUACUCAGUGCGAAUGGAAAAUGCGGUGCCUAUUGUCACUCAAGCCCCAGGAGCUCAGCCUCUUCAGAUCCAACCAGGUCUGCUUGCCCAGCAGGCCUGGCCGAGUGGGACCCAACAGAUCCUGCUUCCUUCAGCAUGGCAGCAGCUGACUGGAGUGGCCACCCACACAUCAGUGCAGCAUGCGACUGUGAUUCCCGAGACCAUGGCAGGCACCCAGCAGUUGGCCGACUGGAGGAACACGCAUGCGCACGGCAGCCAUUACAAUCCCAUCAUGCAGCAGCCCGCGCUAUUGACUGGUCAUGUGACCCUCCCAGCCGCCCAGCCCUUAAAUGUGGGUGUGGCCCACGUGAUGCGGCAGCAGCCAACCAGCACCACCUCCUCUCGGAAGAGUAAGCAGCACCAGUCAUCUGUGAGAAACGUCUCCACCUGUGAAGUGUCCUCCUCCCAGGCCAUCAGCUCCCCUCAGCGAUCCAAACGUGUCAAGGAGAACACACCUCCCCGCUGCGCCAUGGUGCACAGCAGCCCAGCCUGCAGUACCUCCGUCACAUGUGGGUGGGGCGACGUGGCCUCCAGCACCACCAGAGAGCGGCAGCGACAAACGAUUGUCAUCCCCGAUACCCCCAGCCCCACAGUCAGCGUCAUCACCAUCAGCAGCGACACAGAUGAGGAGGAGGAACAAAAACAUGCCCCCACCAGCACUGUCUCCAAGCAAAGAAAAAAUGUCAUCAGCUGUGUCACAGUCCACGACUCUCCCUACUCGGACUCCUCCAGCAACACCAGCCCCUACUCUGUGCAGCAGCGUGCCGGGCACAAUAACACCAACGCCUUUGACAGCAAGGGGACCCUGGAGAAUCAUUGCACUGGCAACCCCCGAACCAUCAUCGUGCCCCCCUUGAAGACCCAGGCCAGUGAGGUGUUGGUGGAAUGUGACAGCCUGGGGCCAGUCAACACCAGUCACCACUCGUCCUCCUACAAGUCCAAGUCCUCCAGCAAUGUGACCUCUACCAGCGGUCAUUCUUCAGGGAGCUCGUCGGGAGCCAUCGCCUACCGGCAGCAGCGGCCAGGCCCCCAUUUCCAGCAGCAGCAGCCCCUCAAUCUCAGUCAGGCCCAGCAGCACAUGGCCGCAGACCGCACCGGGAGCCAUCGACGGCAGCAGGCCUACAUCGCUCCCACCAUGGCUCAGGCUCCGUACACCUUCCCACACAACAGCCCCAGCCACGGCACUGUCCACCCCCACCUGGCUGCUGCUGCCGCCGCCCACCUCCCCACCCAGCCUCACCUCUACACCUACACAGCGCCUGCAGCCCUGGGCUCCACUGGCACCGUGGCCCACCUGGUGGCCUCCCAAGGCUCRGCUCGCCACACCGUGCAGCACACUGCCUACCCGGCCAGCAUCGUCCACCAGGUCCCCGUGAGCAUGGGCCCCCGGGUCCUGCCCUCGCCCACCAUCCACCCAAGUCAGUAUCCAGCCCAGUUUGCCCACCAGACCUACAUCAGCGCCUCGCCAGCCUCCACCGUCUACACUGGAUACCCACUGAGCCCUGCCAAGCUCACAAACCCAUUCUGCACCAAACUGGAAAGGAGAAGAAGAGAGCCACGGGAAGAUUCCAGAAGCGAGGGGCCCCAGUUUUUGAAGAACUUUAUCUAUGAACUUUUCAAAAGAUUAUUUUCAUAUGGCAGCGAAUAACAUUGAAGAAUUUGCUGUCAGGGACACCUGAUAUGGAAAUCCAAUAGAUUUUUAAUUAAUUAAACAUAAGAAUUAGGGAUUUUUCCAGAAUGCUAAAGGGUUAACACCUCUCCAUAGUCAGGCCAUGGCCUGAGAGGCUGAUUUGGGGGUUGGGGGGCUGGCGAAGCCCAGCCCUGGCUUGUUUAUCAGAAAUGAUGGGCUCUGCCAGGCUGACCAGAAACCCCCUGGGAGGGGCGGGUUUUCUCUUCUGAGCACUCUGGAUAAAUCCCUAAGCAAUGUUAUUCCUCAGAUGUCAUUAACGAUGUGUGUGACAAACUUGAGAUUUUUUUUCCUUUCUGAAGAUCUAUUUUCCUUUGAGUCCACCCCAUCACGUAGCGCAGGCUGGCGCCGUCAAGGUACCCUGGUGGAAUGUAGCCCUGCGCCCUUGCUGUGUACCUUGUGUUCAACUCCAGCGAUACCAAUAGACUAUUCCUGUGUAAUUGCACAAAACAAAGUGGUAUAACUUAGGCGUGUAACCAAUGCAGUGGUCCCGGUGAGCGAGCGUGUGUGGCCAGCGCAUGGGUGUGAGCGCGGAGGCCACCCUCCCUGUGUCCCUCGGCACCGCGUCACAGCCCUCGAAGUCUUGCUUUUGCAUCAUUCCCUCCUAGUGCCUUACGGAACGACAGACAGACUCGGUGUAGGGAGGCUCCCGCUGGCACCCCAGGAAGCCAGCCGGGCUGAUCCAGGCCACCUCAGCUCUUCUGUUGCGCUGUUGGAACAUUCACUCGGGUCUUUCCUUUUUGGUUCUUUCUGUUGUUGUUUUUCCCCAUGCCCAUUGUCCUUCUUGGGCUGUUUGCUGGCAGGGCUUCAAGGAGAAUCCGUGGACUUGAGAGUGACGGGGCUCUGUGGUGGGAGGGCACAUCUGAUGACCCAAAUGCUUUGUGUUGAGUUUUACUUUGGGAGCAGACACCCAGAGACUCCCCACCCUUCACCUUCACCCUGCCCAGUUCUGCCCAUCAGACCAGCUCUGGCACUGAUACCAGGGAUUUUAGGAAUGUCCACUUUGCAGAGCAGCAGCCUCCAGGCCCACCACCACCUUCCUACGACCGUCUGCAGGGACUCGAGGAGGCUACACACACCCCAGCUGCACCCCGGUCCCUCCAUCCCACAGGAAGCCUGGCGUCCGCAGCCCCGCCCCACGCUUCCCUCUCCACCAGCUCCCUGGGCGCUGUUUUGCUCUGCCCAUUUGGCCAGAUCCCCAGCUCUAUAGACAACCACCAACCCGUUUGUUGUUGAAUUCUUUCCUUGGAUUACCCAGAUCUGCUCAAGACAUGAUUUUGGUCUUGGCAUUUGAGGAGUCUGGUGGGCAGAGGUUGGAGGGAUGCUGAUGAGGGUGACCAGGGGUCCUAUGCUGCACUUGAGAAAACACUCUCACAGAUGAUUAAGUCUCCAAAGAAAUCUGGCCUGCACCCUCUAUGUACAUUGGCUCCAUCCUGGAAGUUUUCUCAGGCUUUGGAUACGGCAGGUAGGGAUGGGAAGGGAGUCCUCUCUGCUCUUAGGGAACAACUCUGAAGCAGGUAGACACUCAGAAGCCCUCUGGUCAAGAACGGGGCUUGACGGGUGGCUCUGAUUGUUUGAUCCUGACGCAGAGUCCUUACCUGACACCUCAGCCAAGUUCCAGGUGCAAAGAGAUCUUCUGGGUCAGAGCCUCGGCCUUCUCCUUGCCUUUGCUGCCUCACUCUGCAGGCCCUAGCGAUCUACUGUGAAAGGGGUUUUCGUAGUGAUAUCCGCCCUCACUCAGUAAUGAAGUCGGUACUUAGCUCUUAGCUGUGAAGGAACUCCGGAAACUUCCCCUCCCCGAACAUAAAUUCUUACAAAGAAAUAGGUCCCCGGACUGGAGAGGAUGAAGUGCCGGCCUUGGGCCCGAAGGAAGGACACAGCACCUGUGCAAGGCCAGGCACACUCAGUGGUGCCACAAGGACCCGCCUGAGGCAGGCCUGCAGUGGAUCUGCAGGAGAUGCUCCCUGGGGCCCAGAUCAGUGCGGCUUCAGCUGGAGGUGGGGAGGCGCCUGUCCCGAGACAGCAGGAAGAGGCCAGCUGAGAGUGCGAGGGCGCAGGCCUUCAGAGGACGCCGGCCUUCAGAGGACGCCGGAACUGGAGCCGCGCCACCCUGGAAAACCUUUCUGUUUGGACUUUCAGCAGCAAAAUGGCCACACAGUCCCACCAGAUCCUCUCCUACAGUUACAAGGCGUCUAGUCUUGGCUGAAAAUGAGCCUCAGUCUGCCUGUCUGAGCAGAGCUCUGGACUCCUGGCACAGUGCAGUUCCAGCCCUUUCUAGAUCUCAUCUUUUAGGGGGAAAGACGACUUCCAAUGUUCUUUCCGUUUCCUUUUGUCUGCUUAAAUUGAAGCUUCUCACUCUUUCACCUGAUGUUUUCUUUCCUUUUCUCCUUCCAGAUCAGGAAUGAAAGUUCCAUGCUGCUCAUGAAGUCGAUAUUAUUGUGCUGAUUAUUUUUGUUAUUGCCAUUGUAAUUAUGUUCAUUAUCAUCGUAUUGCUGUUUUAGUCAGGGUUUUAAAUGCACAUUUAUUCCAAGUUUCUUUGUGUUUUCUCUUUAAUAUUUAAAUUUACUGUAUCUGUGAGUAUAGGAGAAGACUGGAGGGACAUACAGAUGUCCGAUUUUGUCAGACAAAAAAAAAAAAAAAAGCCCUGGAAUUAGGAAGAUUGUUUCUAUCAUUUCUUCCACAAAGAGCCACUGAGGAAGACCUACCACAGAGCAAAGUGUGAAGAGUCAAGGCCUUUUCCUCUGCAAAACCCAGCUGAGGCCCUGGACAGCAUGAUCGCCAUUGGUGUAUUUUUCUGAUUUCCAGUAGCCUGGGAGGCCACCUGAGGAGGCAGCUUCUGGGCUCAGGGACUCUGGGUGCACUGACCCUGGAACCCUUAGCUUCUCCCCCCACUUUCUACGCUCUCCUGUUCAUCCCCAAUGUGCUAACUACACUCUUAGCCUGCCUCAUAUCUGUUAUUUAAGCAAAAAAGCUCCUCUUCCCAGAGCUCACCCAGCCCCUUUCCAAAACAUUCACCCUUCCCAUCAGCCCCCCCAAAGCGUGGCUUGCAUCCUUCAGUGCAGAGGCAGUUCCCCCUCCCCCCCAGCCUCUGUCUUACUUUGCCUCAAUAACCACCUCCCCCACUUCUUUGGUCUGCCCCUUCCCCCUGGAUACAUCCUCCCAGCACAUAGUUCUCUCAAGCCAAAUAAAGGUGGCAGAAUGAGGAAGAAGCCAGAGAACCCCGAGUGAAGCCACUCAGACAUUGCCACAUGUCCCCCACAAUAUUCUUUACAAGUGGGGGAGCACGGCAGGACCUCGCAGCCUUUCCUGGGCUCUUCCUGUGCCCUCAGUGUCCUGGGCUGUGAGUGAUGGGUGCCCACACACUGCCCACCAAGCCCAGGAACUGCUAAAGCUAAAGUGGCCAGUUUCCCUGAAGGGAAGUAAGCUGUUGGGCAGUGGACAGCCCCUCUGACACUCAGCAGAUAUUCAUGUCCACCUAGUCCUCACCCAGCAUCCUUUGUCUCAAGCACAAAGCUGUUGCAUUGGAAGCCACACAAGGAGACUCCAGCGUGACCAUUAGCUUCCGUGCCCAAACCCCACACCCCUGGUACUCCAGCACUAAACCCCCUUGGCAGAGAGUCUCAUAAAAGGGUGCCAUCCCUGGGACCAAGCUUUCAAGUGGGGAGAUGUUCUCCUUGUCCUCAGGUAGACCACAAAUCCCCUAUGGCCUCACCAAGCCUUGGAUUGGCUCCAUCCUUCCUCAGUGAAGAAACUCAGCUCAGAGUGAAGGGAGGAUCGAGAAGGACAGGUCACAGAGAAGCGUUUCAUUGGAACCUCAUGAACCUCAGGUCAGUGUGCUCCCCCAGGGUUCUCACCCAUCCAGGCGGUGGCGCCCAUGUCCUUGUGCUUAGUGCCUCUGGUGAUAUUUGGGAUGUUCCCAAGAGAAAGGGUGAGCAGGCCAAUGGUGUGCAAGUCCAGUGGAUGUCAGUUUGGACCGCGAGGCGGAGCAGGUGGUCAGGGUGACUCAGAGGAAGCAGGGUGAAGCGGGUGCCAUUGUCUCCUGGACGGUCGCAUUUCUCACCCUCCUGGUAGCUGAUUGUUGUGGCUGUGGAAGCCAGCUGGGCUUUGUCCUCUUCAGCUGGGGGACUCACACCUGCCCAGAUGCCAUGGUUCCAGAUGGAAGGUCAGGGAGGGGAGAUCAGCACAAGUGACAGAAUGACUUCCCUGGACUAGAUCCUGGGAGUUGCAGACACUCCCAAGCUUCCAACAGGCUUGUGGUGGAGGGUUUGGGUUGUGUGCGUGUGUGCAUGUGAGUGAGCGGAGCAGACAUUAUUGGAAACUGGAGCGAGGAGAUGAGGAGGCUUAAGGAAGUAUUACUGAAGGUUCAUGGUCGGGAGAAUGACGUGGGUCCCCGCCCCUCCCCAGCUCUCCCGCCAGCUUCUCAUUGACUGAGGGCAGGGUGGCACUCGUAGGGCAUUUGCUCCUGCUGGCCUGCCAAGCAGCUGAAGGACAGAAAAUGGAAAGAAGAAAAUAGCUCAGUAUCCUCAACCAGCAGAGAGAACUCAACCGAGAGGCGAGGGUUCCUUCCGCAGGCCCAGCCUGGCAGGAGCCGCUUUUUCAACACAUUCCAGUCCAGGGACUUGCAGGCUCCCUUCCCCCUUUGUGUCUUUUCUUAUAUUUUACAGAUCCCCAAAGGGGAAGCCUCAAAUUUGAGCAGGCCAAAUUGUCCUUACCAAAUUGGAAAGGAAGGUGAAGCCGUCCUUUCCACUGCCAAAGAACCCUUCUCAAAGGCACCUCCAGAGAUGGACACAGUGGCGUUCCUCUCUUUCCUUUCUGGGCAAUAAUGCCAUCAGGAGUGAAGCAGUUCUGUUUGUAACUGUUUUUCUCUCUAUCCUGACUUCUUUGUUUUAAUUGCAUUUAUUUCAAAACUGCACUCAUCUUUUAAAAAGAGGAGUAGAGUAGUGACCCUCCACAUUGCUGCUACUGGGAAACCGGAGCUCUUGCAUCGACCUGGGCACGGAGCUUGGAGCUGCUGGGCAGUUCUGCGGCCUCGAGGCUUAGGGCGUGCUGGACUCCACUGGGCUUGGCCGCUCCUUCCCACUCCCCUGCCUCAGGACUCACUCCUUAUCUCAACAGACAGUCAAAUCUCAGCAGGUCACUAGAGAAGAGAAGCCGGCUCAGUGGAAUUUAUAUGCAAAAGAAAUCGCUUCAAGGCUUUUGGCCCUGCUGCUCAGUGUAAUGACCCAAUCAAGUAGAGGUUUCUGGUGAUAGGGCAGCUUUCAGAAAUUCAAGAGAGAGAGCUAGCUCCAUGCUGGUCUUCCCUUCAGACUCAGUUUACAGAGACGUGGCCCCUGCCGCAGACCCCAGCACAGAGCGGGCUUCCUGAUGCCUUUACGAGUUCCUCCUCGCAGACCCACAGCCUCAGUGUCCAGACUAGCAAUAUCCCUCACAGGAGGACUGGCGAGCAUCAUGUUGUGGAGCCAUCACAGCCAUCCCCUUGAGAAAAGGGUAGUUUCCCCCUCCCCACCCACUGACAGAUAAGGAAGCUGACACUCUGAGAARGUGGCACGUGUUAAAGAAAGAAAGCAAUGGUGGUCCAGAAUCCCCAAGUUUCUAGUCUAUUAAUCGUUAGUGGGCUCUUCGAGAUGUGAUUUUGUUUCACCUUUUUCAUGAACAGCAAUUGUGUGGCCUCAUAUUUCUGAUGUACCUUUUAAUGAUAUGCCCAUUUCCUUUGUGCCAAACACUGUGCUAGGAAUUGCCCGAUGGUCUUAUUUCAUUUCACACUAACCCUACGAGAUUGGCAAUAUCCGUCCCUUUACAGAGGACGUGUUGGGCUUGCAGAACUCUUAACCUUCCUGGGACCACCCAGCUGGUGAGAGGGGAGCCAGGGUCUGCCUGGUUCCAGAACUGAGCUCAGCCACCAGACCCAGCUGUCUCCUAUGUGUAUGUUGCAAAGAGAGGCCUUGAGGAAAUGUCACCCUGUGCCCUGCCUGCUCUGUGGAGCUGAGCAGGUGAAAAGAGGGCGUCCCGAACUGGAUGCAGGCAGAGGGGCAGAAUAACUUUGACUUUUUAGAAAAAUCUCUGGGGAGUUUCUUUUGAUUCCUAGAAUUCCUUUUAGAUUUCUUUCCAGUGUACCAACUAGCUUUAGUAAUGCUGCUAACUCUUAUGAGAGUGAAGGGGGAAAAAAGUGUUCUUUUCUUCUUUAAAAAAAAUAAUUUUUCUUGCUUAUAGUUAAUUCUAGAAAGGCAAUACUAAAGGUAUAUAUUUUUUUCAAAAUGCUAUUUUUUACUGCACUUAAUAAAUAUCAUGACAGCUCUGAUCUCUGUAACAGAUCCACUCUUCAGCUCUGGGCAGAACCAGAUGCAGGGUUCACACCAAAUUUGUAAAUACCAUGUGUGGGUCUGGUAUCCAGGAACGUUUUUCUUUCUGUAAAAAAAGAAAAAAGAAAAAAAAAAAGGAAGAAAGACAAGAUGACUUCUAGAAAGAGGAACAAAUUUUCUUCCAAGAGAGACACCCCUCUCAAAGAAAUAGAAAACAACAGUGUGUAAACUGAGAAAAGUGAGACAACUUUCAGGAAUUAAAGAAGCAUCUCUGGCCCCAGUGUGAGAUUGACAGUAAUACAGAUCCAUUUCCACUUUGGUUGAAAGGUGGAAAGAAUUCGAUAUGAUUUGGGACUAGAUUUUUAAUUUUCCAACAAACCGUCAUCACAUGCUAUGAAGUGUCUGCUCAGCUGUUUGGGGGUGGGUUUCUCAUUUCUCGUUUCCUUUAGAAACUUCUUGGUUGACUGGCUCCAGGCUUGUUUGCCUAAAUUCUUAGGUAGUUUACACAAGUUCUAGAAUCUUUUUAGAAUUUUAACUCCAUUGGAAGCAAACCCAACUGGUCAGAAUCGGAAUUCCUGGUUGUGUCAACAGGUAUUCUGGAAUUCUGACAGAACACCUAAAGAUUCUUUUAGAAGAUUCUAGAUACAUUAUCUUACACAAACUGUGACCUAAUGGCAAUAAUUACCUCAAACGUGGGCAUUCAUCCUGGGUUUAGCCUUUUUUGAAAUCAUGUAGCCAGCUUGAUCUUGGGAUUUAAAAAGCUAUGAAUUCUGUGUGGGCUGAAAAUAAUGAUUAGCGCACACCCUGGUCAUCGUUGCUUAAGUGAAUUCUGAAAAUAGUUCAUCUUUACAACAAGAAUGAAACCAAGGAAGAGAUCAUUCUUUGUGUUAUAAUCAAAUAUGAUGUUCAAACGCACAUGGAGCAUGUAUGUUUUUAGCUACUGUAAAAUGCUGUUAGCUUUCUGGGAUAUCAAGAGAAUCUCAUUUUAAAUGAGUAAACUGAAUAAUUGACUGUGGAUACUUAAGCAUAUCUCUGGCUACAUUUUAAAGUGUUUUAUAGUUUACAUUUAAACUGGUACUUUUUAAAGACAAUUUCUGUUUCUAACUGACUUCUUCAAACCCCCGCGAUGGUUUGCCUCCUUGGGUUGGAGGCCAUGUCUCCAAAGGCAGGUGUUUUGCCCGUUCUGUUCUGUCCCCCAGUACGUGCGUUUUCCUCCAUAUUGUUGGUUUCCAAGUGAACUUGAGAGAAUGUGAAAGGAAGUCCAGCUGGAGUGGGAGGGGCGUGUCCCGACCUGGGCAGAUGCAGUCUCGCGCCUUGUUGGGCCAGCAUUUGUCUUCAAGGCCUUGUCCUUGACACCUUGGAGGAGGCAGUGAGAACUGAUUCCUGGUUCCUUGAUUUUUGUCUUGAUUGAAUAUUUAACUUAUUAUAGAUCCACUCACUUCCACUCACUAGGCAGUAGAAGACACUGGGAUUUAGGUGGCCCUGAGGGUACCACUAUUCACUCUGGGGCCCUGCUGGUAUCCCUGUCAGUGUUUUGCAAGGGAGAACCGUGUGUCCCUGUGGCCCUGUUCUCUGGCUGGGACUUCCAUACAACUGCUGUCUUUUACUCAUUUUCUCUUUUAAAACAAAAUCCCUGUAAAAAGGACAGGUGUACAUGUUGCCUAGUGUCAAGCUGAGAUGUGAAGCUGGGCCUGGUGGGAGGGACUUGGGGUUCCACUCAGAGACUGCACGCACUGCUCAGCCGAAGGAGCUGGGAUCGAGGGGCAGCCCAGGGCCUUCCCCUGACACCCAGUCUGUAGGGAAGGGAUGUGGAAGGUCAUGAGAGAGGCUUCAGACACAGGAGCAGGCCCCACAGUCAGGCAGGAGCAGCCUGGGGAGCUGCCAGUUCCGCUGAGAGCCUAGUUUGGUUUUCAUUGUGCCACCACCAAACUGUGGAGGACCCAUUGUGACCCUUCCUCCAGCAGCAGAGACCUUGAGAACUGCAGAGUACCUGGGACCAGGGAACUCUUCACACCACGCGUUGGCUUUUCCAGGUGAGCCCCGCUGACAGGCUGUGUUCCUUGUGGCUUUGUUAGAUUGUCAGUGGAGGAUAUUCUCAUCUCACUCCUCUCAGCCAUCCUCCCACGGUCCUGUGGGUGCAUGUUCCUUUGCACUAACUGGCCACAUGAAUUUUGUGUUAUUGUCUUUGGGGCUUACCCUCAUUUUUUAAAACUAAAGAUAUAGAAAUUCACUUUUCUUUUUUUAUUUUUUUAAUUUGAAAAGUGCAUUGUAUCUGAAAAAGGGCUCAGCCAUUGCUCUCUCUAGUUUCCUUUCACCCAGUUUCCAAACAAACCUCUCCUGGCGCCUCCCUCCCCCUGCUUCCUUGUUUUGGGUCACUGUCCCUGUGGCCACCUCUGCCUCUGCCCUGCUGUCACCACAACCCUGUGCCCCUCCACCCAGGACUCCAGAAGUCAAGAGUCAGCAAGAAGGGCCCACUUGUCCUCAAGAGCGGUCCUGCCUCCCUUCUGCUGCUUGCCGCUGAGGGCAGAGGACUUCCUCUUGCUGUCUCGUGAGGCGGGCUCAGGUUAGAAGGAAGAACUUGGGAUGUGGAAAGGGAUUAGACUGUGCCAUCUUCUGUAGUUUUGGAGCAUAAAGCAUCCCCCCCGACCCCACCCUUCAAAGCAGAUGUCCCUAUUUGCUCUGCCUUCAAAUCUGUGGGCUUCCCACCCUCCACAGUCCCUCACUUCGGUGUCACUACUCUUAAAAGCUUUCUUUCUCCCAUGGGUCUCCCAGGGCGCAGUCCUCUCUGGGACCCACAGCAUCUCUUCACCUCUGCGUGUGCAUUUUUUUAACCAAAUGAAGUGGACAAGAAAGGCAUCCCUGGGGCGGCAGCACUAGUUGAGUAGGAGCCCUGUGUAGAUAGAGACGUUGAUCUGUGUGUUUGUGUAUAUAUAUCAAACCAAGCUCCUGACAGGGAAAGUACAGCUUUACAGAAGAGGAGAGAGGGGCCCUUGAGAGGUUGGAUGGGGCAGCCAUGGAGUGUCCAAGGAGCGCACAGUGUCCCUGCUCCUGCACGGCCCUAUUCUCCACCUCGCCACAGUGGGGCCAGGGACCCCAAGGGUGCUGGUGCUCUCUCAGGGUCCCCAGCAUCAAGGGCAUAGACGGGUGAGGGGGCAACAGAUCAGAAGGACUGGAAUUUUCCAUCCCGUUUUGCUUUGACCACAUGUAUUGAGCUGCAGCCUGAUAUUAUAUCAUGUUUCCAAAAACGGUAUCCAUUAAGAUGGAAGAGAAGAGAUCCCUAGAAAUGUUUACCUUUCCACCGCCCAUGACUUCAGGACACUGGAUAGAAAGACACACUCCCCAGAUAACAGGGAAGAGGAGACCUGGCGACACGCAGUCCCCAGUCCAAGGAACGUGGCUCCCUCCCCAAGGUCAUCUCACCUAGACCAUUCUCUACCAGGUCAUCUCAGCUCAAUCUCAAUUACCCCAUAAACCCUGGUCCGUUGUGUUCCUUCACUGUACGGUUUCUGUAAUAAAAAGUGUUAAUCCAUGUUAAUCUGUGUGGAAAUUAUUGCGUGCAACGGUAUUUUCUCGUGUACCUCUUUUCCUCUGUGAAUUGUCCCUCUUUUCUUUUUUAUUUAUAAACGUCUACUUUUUUUUUUUAAAGACAACCCAAUGUGUUGUAGACCUAUAUGUAACCUAUUCCUUAGUCUCAUAUUAUAGGUAUAAGAAUGGAUAUUUUACUUGGCUUUAGAAUGUUUUACAAGAAAACUAAUUCUUAACUGAUCGAGUCCUUGCUACUAAAAUGCUUGUGUUUUUCAUCAUGAUGUCGUGUGCUUCUAAAUUAAUAAUCAUUUU
This is a messenger RNA of Urocitellus parryii (Arctic ground squirrel), 14043 nucleotides long. RefSeq names its product homeodomain interacting protein kinase 2 (gene Hipk2). Gene Ontology annotation, molecular function: ATP binding; transcription coactivator activity; protein tyrosine kinase activity. Gene Ontology annotation, biological process: smoothened signaling pathway; intrinsic apoptotic signaling pathway in response to DNA damage by p53 class mediator; positive regulation of transcription by RNA polymerase II. The record is from RefSeq and is a predicted model, not a curated record. Lineage: Eukaryota; Metazoa; Chordata; Mammalia; Rodentia; Sciuridae. Gene Ontology annotation, cellular component: nucleus; cytoplasm; PML body.